This is a messenger RNA of Cyphellophora attinorum, 816 nucleotides long. Its product is annotated as putative 1-acyl-sn-glycerol-3-phosphate acyltransferase. Gene Ontology annotation, cellular component: membrane; endoplasmic reticulum. The record is from RefSeq and is a predicted model, not a curated record. The coding region runs from base 1 to 816 and encodes 271 amino acids. Gene Ontology annotation, biological process: phosphatidic acid biosynthetic process. NCBI's taxonomy places the organism in Eukaryota, Fungi, Ascomycota, Eurotiomycetes, Chaetothyriales, Cyphellophoraceae. Gene Ontology annotation, molecular function: 1-acylglycerol-3-phosphate O-acyltransferase activity. The transcript has a single exon.
AUGCCUCGCUGCCCGCCGAUCAUAGGCUUCAUCGCCCGCUGCCUCUCCGCCUACCUCUCCCUCAUCCUCUGCGCCAUCUACGGCACCCUGGCCUGCCUCCUACUCCGGCCCUUCAACCUCCACUUCCGCUACGGCCAAUGGACCACCGCCAAAGCCUUCAAGUGGGUGUGCGCUUAUACCAUUGGCGUACGAUUUGUGUUGUCAGAGGAAGAUGAGGCGACGCUGAACAGGAAGCGACCAUACGUGAUCGUAGCAAACCACCAGACCGAGCUGGACAUUCUGUUCUUGGGCGCGAUAUGGCCGCAGUACUGCUCCGUCACGUCGAAGAAGAGCUUGCAGAAGAUCCCGUUUUUGGGGUGGUUUAUGACUUUGAGUGGGGCGGUCUUCAUUGAUCGAGUGGAUCGGACGCAGGCGCUGAAGGCGUUCGAGGGCGCUGCGGGGGCGAUGAGGAAAUUGAGGCAGUCGGUGUUGAUCUUUCCGGAGGGCACGAGGAGUUAUAGUCGGGAGCCGAUGUUGUUGCCGUUCAAGAAGGGGGCAUUCCAUUUGGCGGUCCAGGCGGGGGUGGAUGUGCUGCCGGUGGUGAGUGAGAAUUAUUCGAGGGUGUUGGAUGUGAAAGGACUCAAGUUCAAUGGUGGAGAAAUACGGGUGAAAGUGUUGCCGCCAGUUUCCACUAAAGGGAAGACAGCGGAGGACGUGACGGAGAUGUGUGAGAAGGUGAGGGGGGACAUGUUGGCUGCGAUGUUGGAAAUGGCGAAGGAUGGUGAGAGUCGGUCAUUAGCGGGGCCAAGAGGGAAGGAGAAGGCCCAUGUCCAGUGA